GGGAACAACAUUAAUUCGAUAUUAUGUUGGAUACAAAACUCUGAAUUGAAUACACAAAUCCAUCCAGCCCAAUGAGCCAAAGCCCAUACAGCCAUGAAGAAAUUAUGGGGGGGCAAAAUUGGCUAUAUCUGACAAAAUGAGAAAAUCCUAAAGAAAGAAAGCAAUGGCAAAUUGGCAAUCGACCAAUUCACUUACGCUUCUGGCGCUUGAAUUUAACCCUUUUCUGGUCGGCUAUGAUGUCCGGGCUUCGGACUUUGGUUUCAUAGGUUGAAUCUUUUGAAGGUUGUGGUUGAUGGAAUCUGGUGUUUGGGGUUUAAAAAUAAUUCGCUUGAAAAUUUAUUGGAUUUUGAGAGGUAGACGAGUGGUUUUUGGUUGUAGGGUUUGGUUGGAAAUUCUAUGGCAAGUAAUGGGGUUCCAGCAUUGGGUCGGGUCAACCUAGCUGAUCUCAUGCCCUGUGAGGGCAUCCCUUCUGAUGCAUACAAGCUGUCAGUUUCAACUUUGUCUCAGUCUUUGGUUCAGUAUUCAGCUGCCAUCAUCCAGUUUCCAGGGAGUGAUGCUGCUCUUUUAAGGUCUUGCCUCGAUUCUGCUCGGCUUUACUUCCAGCAAAAACCAGCUUACCCUUGUUCUGCUGAUAUUAUUCAUAACCAAGAUGACACCCGUGAUUGGUGUAAGAGUUCUGGUUACCGUGCUGAUACUCAGCUUUGGCAAGAAGUCUACGACUUUAGACCAGGGCUUACUCCCAUUGAGCCAAAUAAUGAUGGGAUAAUUGAGUUACCUCCUUCUGGUCUGGUGGAUGUGUUUUCAUUACUUGGGAAGGCUGCAAGGGACGUUCUUGAUGCUGUUAGCUUCUAUUUGAACUUGCGUAGUAAUCCGUUUACUGAGAUUCUUGAUAAUGUGCCCCUUAGGAAUCGUGAAAUUUCGUCCUCUGUGCUCUCUGUUUGUUGUCAUGCGAGGCCAUCUUUUCAGGGAGCUCAUGAACAUCAUAAUAGUUUGACAACAACCCAAGAUGACAGUGGUCAGCUAGUGAUGUUUUCAGAUAAUCAAGAACAUCAUCAUGAGGUCGAUAGGAGUCUCGUAACCAUAGUCAAGUCUGAUAGGGCUGGUUUACGCAUCAGGGAUUUUCAGGGCCAAUGGGUUCUUGUGGAUGGUGAUCUUGGUCCCCAAGAAGCGGUUCUUUAUCCAGGAUUAGCGCUGUACCAGGCGACUGCUGGUUAUGUUUCUCCUGCAAUGCAUCGUCCAGAUAAUACGGGUAUUGUUCAGGACAGUAACAUGUAUGGACGCUGUUCAGUAGCCUUUAAGUUGAUGCCUAAAUCCACGACUAACCUUAACUGCUCGGAGAUGAGAGCAGCUGGUCACGGUGUAGAGGCCCAGUUCCAGCUUCCCGUGCCGGUUGAUGAUUUCAUGCAGAGAUCCACUGAUCAACUUUUGAGUAGAAACAACUUCCCAACAUUUAAUUACCCAACAUCUCAAGAUGGUAUCCUUGGAUGAAUGAAAUACUGGUACAGGAUCUUUAAAACCUAUGGUCAAAAAGAAAAAGAAUAGUUCGAGAUCAAAGCCUCUUCCACCUUCAAAGAGGCUUCGAUUAGAGGCGCAGAGAGUGCUCAAAGAAAGAGUUCAAGAUAUAGCUGAUAAAAAAGGCAUUAAGCUUCGGUUUUGCCUCCUAAAGGAAUGCGAGAACCACAUCCACUCGCUUGAUAGUCCUUGCGCGAGUUUGAGAAUGGAACUUGGGUGGCCCCAAGGAGUUCCAUUCGUUCAUCCCCACGAUCUCCCGAACAAGGCUAAAAUUGGAUUUCUCGAAACAUAUGAACCGGGUUGGUCUUCAAGUCAGGAUAUGGAGUUGAAUCUUGUUGAACCUGGGCAGCAAUCAAGUCAUCAGCACCACCCAGCUAAUUGUAGCUGUAAGUUCCAUUUAAAUUCUACCAUCCGCAUCAGCAUUAUGCUUUUGGUUUUAUAAAAUAUAAAAAACCCUCCAAAAUCUGAAAAAAAAAAAAAAACAAUGUGUAGUUAGGCAGUUUGCCCUGUUCUUUUGGUCAUUUUGUGACUGCUUUUCUGCUGACAUCAAAUUGUAUAGACAGCUCUUUAUACUUGUUUCUGCAAUACUCAAUAUGUCCUUUUUUGAUUUAUACCAAAUUGAGCAAAAUGUUACUUUAAACUUUGUUUUCGCAGGAAUGCACACUGACCUUAUCCCAAUAUCUAGAGCGAGGCCUUGUUUUCCAGAGUCUGAAUCUCUUCGCCAAGGCGUAUAUUUAGUGUUCUUUUUGUACAUGAUUGCAUAUUUCACCAUUAAUGUUGGGAGGACCAGGAUCUGCUUGGUGCUCAUUUCAUUCACUUGUAUCGUGACAUGAAAAAGUACGGCAGUCUGUAAAGAAGGAAAAAUCUGAUCUUGUGUGUGUGUGCGUGUGUGUGCGUGUGUGUGUGUGUGUGUGUGUUUUUUUUUUUUCUUUGGUGGUGUUGGUUCUUUUUCAAAUCAAAAGAAACAACUGGCCUUUCUUUCCCAUAAACAUCGAC
Oldenlandia corymbosa var. corymbosa is the source of this 2508-nucleotide messenger RNA. Lineage: Eukaryota; Viridiplantae; Streptophyta; Magnoliopsida; Gentianales; Rubiaceae. The record is from the annotation of a GenBank genome assembly.